CGCGGCGCUGCGGGGGCUGGAGGGGAGCGCCGGGAAAGGAGCCGCCUCUUCGCCCGUCCUCUCCGCGCCGAGGAAGCCGAGCUGGGGGGGGAGGCAGGCGCUGGGUCCCCUGGGCUCCCCGCUCGUCCCUCCCCGGGGUUGCGAGGCGUGAGGCGGGGCUGGUGUCUGUCUGCGGGGCCUGGCGGCCUCUGCCCCCCGAGCUCUGGGGCUGCCCCCCGGGCCUGGCCCUGCCGGUACCGGCACCCGUGUGCUGUGCUGGCUGCUCCUGGGACGGGACCCAAAGGUUGCCACGAUGCGGGGGGUUUAAAUAUUAGAGAAACCCCAGGAGCCUUCCCUCCCUGCACCGGUGGUUCUGUAGCCCAGGGGUUUGGGGAUCUGCUCUGCGGCUUCUCUUCUGGGGCCAAACUGCGCAUGGCCAGUCACUCACACGUUGCCUGGAAUCUUACCUGGUGGGGAGAGAAGAAACAUCCCCAUCCAAUUUGUCUUUCUUGUCAAGAUCUUUUUCUUAAUGCUAAGUUCAACUCAGCCUUCUUCAAGAAACAACUCUUGAGUACAGACAUUUAGCAAACAAGUCACAUAAAUCAGGAUUUCAUCUGGCAGACUAGAAACGUAUCUUUGUCUUCGAAAACAGAGUACCAGUUGAAACAUGGAUGACGAUGACUUUGGAGGAUUUGAGGCAGCAGAGAGUUAUGAGUGUGGAAAUGGUGAAAAGCAGACUACAUCCCCUGCUAUUGCUUGGGCAGCAUUUCCUACAGUAUCUGAAGUCCAUGUAUCUCCUGAUGUUCUUCUUGAGCACUCUGUGCCUUCUUCCUGCCUGGUUCCUUCUGACUCAUUCAGUUUAUCAAGUGGUAAUGUGGCAACAGCUAUUCAAACAGCCAACAAUGGUAUAAACCCAGCUGUCCUGGAGGAACAGAUUCAGUCAGAUAUUCUGGUUGCCUCUUUGAAUGUAACAGAAGACAAAACCUUGGUUACAUCAAACAUUGCUUUGGUUGAUGCUGAGACACAGAAAGCAAAUGAACCAAAGAGCUACCUUCAACAAGCUGUUGCAAACCUAGAAAUCAAGCUUUCAACUGCUGAAGAAGAAAAGUUAAAUAUUAAAAAGGAAUUAGAAUGUUUACUGGAAAAACAUAGUGUUCUAGAAAUGGAUUUCUUGAAAGAAAAAAAAAAAGAAGUAAUUUCACAUAAGGAUGAUUACAAGAAGCUCCAGGAGAAGCAUAAGCAGGAAUUAGAAGACAUGAGAAAAGCUGGACAUGAAGCCUUGAGUAUUAUUGUUGAAGAAUUUAAGGCACUGCUACAAUCUACAGUUCAACAGCAAGAAGCAGCUAUUGAAAAACAGUACAUACAAGCAAUUGAAAAGCAUUCUCACAAAUGUGAAGAACUUCUUAAUGCUCAGCAUCAGCGACUUCUCGACAUUUUGGAAGCAGAGAAAGAAUUGUUAUCAGAAAAGAUAGAAGAAGCUUUGAUGCAGCAGUCACAAAAGCAGAAGGAAGUACUUGAGAAAUGUUUGGAUGAGGAAAGACAAAGAAGUAAAGAGGCUGUGGCGGCUGCUGCAAAGGCUGAAAAAGAAGUAGUGCAGGAGGCUGUUCUGAAAGCAGUAGAGGAGGAGAGAAGAAAGAUGGAGGAGAUUCAUGCAGAAGAAAGAAAAAUGUGGGAAGCAGAAUGUGACAGACACAAAGAGAAGAUUGCUGAGGCUGUUUCAGAAGCCAUGCAAGAGCAAAGGAAGCGUAAUCAAGAAAUUGUCAAAGAAGCAUUAAUGGAGGAGCAAAAACGAAGUGAAAAGGCAAUUGAAGAAGCAGUGAAAAGAACAAGAGAGGAACUGCUGGAGUAUAUUAAAGAGCAGAAGAGGCUUGAUGAAGUUGUCCGUCAGAGAAAUCUGUGUAGUUUGGAACUUUUCCUCUCUUGUGCACAGAAACAGUUAAGUGUGUUAUUAAAGGAAGAGCCAACCACUACAGAGGAAAACAGAGACUGACAUUCUCAGGACUGCUGAUACAGUGUGAUUGAUGAAGCUGCAAAUCUCAAGCCAGCAAAUGACAGAUACAUUCUGAUCAUCUGAGAUUGUAUCAUUGAUUCAAGAUUGAUCUGAAACUACACUUGAUAGAAGUAUUCAUUGAUUAUGCUCUUCUAUUAUUUAUUUAUUUCACUACUGUUACCAGAUUGCAAAUAUGAGAGGGAAAAAAUCCCUGGAAAAUUAUUUUAUUUUCAUUGUAUUUUCCCGUACCUCAUGAUUGAAGUUCUACGUAACUGCAGCAAUGAGGAAGAUGUUCCCCUAUUAUGUCUGAUUUAGAUUUAGCAUCAUGUGUUGAUACAAUUUAUCAAUAUUUUUGGUAUUUUUAAAAUGGAGAAAAGCAUUUGAUUGAGAAAAGACACAAGUCCAUCUCUAUUUCCACAGUGUAUGGCCAAGUGCAUGGCCUAAGGUGAGUCUGAGGAGCUUAUUCUUCCUACUUUUGACGUAUAACGGAAGAACCAGUACUGAAACAUAAGAGUGUUGACAGGCAUUUCUUUAGCCUUUUAUAAACAACUCUAGAUGUAGUAAUAGAAAAGUUUAAAAACUAAACCUUGCAUCUUUUUAGAUUAGUGCAAAACACUGCCAUAACCCAACAUAUAGUAUGUAUUUUAUUCCUGUUUUGCAAGCUAAUUGGAUUCCAAAAGUCACUUUCCCAUGAAAGCACGAUUAAUAUGACUGACCUCAGUUUCAGGAAGAAGAUGUGUGUAAUUAUGUGGAGCCUGAUACUGCACUGCCUCAGUGGAAUUUCUGACAGAAUAAGGAGUGCAGCUUGCUGACCUCGGAUGCCCUUUCUAAACCCAUUGAAGGAAGUAGAAAAACUCCCCACAGACAUUUUUUUUUACUUUGGAUCAGGUCAUAGGUCUUUCUAUUCUUGCUAAUGGCAGCACAGAGUGGAAUUUCUGUGCCUGCACUCUAUUGAUUGUAGAUUUGGGGCCUUAGUUAUAAAAGAAAUUCUGAAUGAAAUGAGGGAAAAUAAAUGUUCAUGCCUAGAAAUUUAAAUAAACUGAGAAUGAUA
Molecule: messenger RNA, 3020 nt
Organism: Apus apus (common swift)
Lineage: Eukaryota; Metazoa; Chordata; Aves; Apodiformes; Apodidae
Gene: CCDC91
Product: coiled-coil domain containing 91
Exons: 15
Coding region: 647-1969 (440 amino acids)
Biological process (GO): Golgi to lysosome transport
Cellular component (GO): trans-Golgi network
Source: RefSeq, a predicted model, not a curated record